Molecule: messenger RNA, 1266 nt
Organism: Aspergillus nidulans FGSC A4
Lineage: Eukaryota; Fungi; Ascomycota; Eurotiomycetes; Eurotiales; Aspergillaceae
Gene: plyC
Product: protein plyC
Exons: 4
Coding region: 1-1266 (421 amino acids)
Cellular component (GO): extracellular region
Molecular function (GO): pectate lyase activity
Source: RefSeq, a predicted model, not a curated record
AUGCAGCCCCUCCACACUCUUCUUGCCUUGCUUCCUCUUUGCCGGUCAACAACCGCUCUUCUCGCUUUCCCCGGCGCAGAAGGGUUUGGUGCCAACGCCGUCGGCGGCCGCGGCGGCGAUGUCUAUGUUGUUACGAACCUGGAGGACUCUGGCGAGGGAUCGCUUCGCGAUGCCGUUUCGGAAACCGAUCGCAUUGUCGUCUUUGCAGUUGGCGGCGUGAUCAACAUUGAAGACCGGCUUGUUGUCUCCAAGCGCGUUACGAUCCUUGGCCAAACGGCGCCUGGAGACGGGAUCACAGUUUAUGGCAACGGAUGGUCAUUUUCCAAUGCGGAUGACGCGAUAGUAAGAUACAUUCGAGUUCGAAUGGGCCGCGGCGGCGACAGCGGCAAAGAUGGCAUCACCAUAGCCGAAGGCUCCAACAUGAUUUUUGACCAUGUCUCCGUCUCAUGGGGCCGCGAUGAGACAUUCUCGAUCAGCGGGACGGCCGAGAAUAUCACUGUGCAGGACAGCAUUAUCGCACAGGGCCUGGAGACGCACUCAUGCGGUGGACUCAUGCAAACAGAUGGUGGUGUCUCACUAUUCCGCAACCUGUACAUCGACAAUAAGACACGAAACCCCAAGGUCAAGGGUGUCAACGAGUUUACAAACAAUGUUGUUUAUAACUGGGGUGGUGGCGGUGGAUAUAUUGCCGGGGACUCGAGUGGACAAUCUUUUGGAAACUACUUCAUCAGCGGGCCCUCUACGUCCGUCACGGCUUUCACGCGCGGCAACGAGAACUUCCACGGCUAUGUUGAAAACAACUAUUACGAUCCCGACCAGGACGGAACUUUGAACGGGAACGAGCUCGGCGUGUCCUCUUCAAACUACGGCGGUAUGGAUAUCGUGGACACAAAAUACGAUUAUCCCGCUGCUCAAUAUAUCAUGACACCGGACGAAGCCGUCAGCUAUGUUACUGAGAAUGUCGGCGCCUCUCUUGUCCGUGAUGGUGUGGACUCCAAUCUCAUCGACCAGGUUUUGUCGUACGGAACAGACGGGGCCUUGAUCUCGGAUGAGGAUGAUUUCGGCGGCGUUGGGGACCUGGACGGUGGCGAGACUCCUACAGACACAGAUGGAGAUGGGAUCCCCGACGAUGUUGAGACGCAGCUUGGGACGGACCCGAAUAUUGCUGAUUCCACGGAGAUUGAUAGUAGUACUGGGUACUCGUGGUUGGAGGUCUGGGCAAACUCGUUGGUUCCGGAGGGAUACGCGAGUACUCGGAAGUGUUAG